Molecule: messenger RNA, 3282 nt
Organism: Clonostachys rhizophaga
Lineage: Eukaryota; Fungi; Ascomycota; Sordariomycetes; Hypocreales; Bionectriaceae
Source: the annotation of a GenBank genome assembly
AUGGCGAACCCCCUUUCCGUCGCCGGCUCGGCCGUUGCCGUGGUAUCUCUGGGUCUUCGAGUGACCGGGGGGAUCACGGAAUACAUCGACGCUCUUCAUUCCCGUGACCAGUACAUUACAUCGGUUAGACAGAAGAAUGAUACAUUACGAAAGACCCUUCAAGUUGUCGAGGCCUCGCUCUCUCGGCUUCAGUUGCAGGGAGAUCAUCAAGCGGCCGCCCAGGUAGUGCGAGAAUGUCUGGAUACGUCGAUGAAAGAGCUGAAGGCUUUGGAGGAUCUCAUCACGGAACUUACCAUCGGCGAUCCAUCGUUGCCUCGCCGGCAAAGUAAAAUCAAGACUCAGGGCAGAAAGCUGAUGUAUCCGUUCAGUCGUCCAAAACUCGAACAGCUCGGGACGAGACUAGGGCACAUAAACGCGGCACUUCAACUGGCGUUGCAGACUCUAGGCCUUUCCAUAUCACAGUUGAGCACUGAGAAAUUAGUUACGCUUGAGGCAGCCUCUAUUGCCUUGUCUACCGAUCUUCUGACGGUCCAGUCCGAAGUCUCGGCCAUCGGUAACCCCCUCAAGGACAUGCACAAAACUUUAUCCGGAAUUGAGUCACGCUUUGGAAGCCUUGAGAAUUUAUGUAAACGCCUGCUUGAAAGCCCGGCGAUGCCCCGAUCCACGCCAGAGGCCAAUCCGAACAUGAUCACUAGCCGACUUCUUAGCAAGCCCGCGGUUUUGAGAGACAUGUGUGAUGCUUCUGGAGCUCGGGAAUUCUACAAGUCAAAUCAGUCCCCGUCCAUAAUGAAUCAUGGCUCAGCACAAACCAGCAUGGUGUCAAGGUAUCCCGGUGGAAGAUUUUCAUGUGUAUGCCACCACCUACAACACCUACAACGGAACGAUUCUGUCUGGGGCGCUAUCAAUGUGUCCAUUGAGACCAUCACGGAGAAGCAUUUGCCUGGGUGUCCAGCCGGUCGAAUGAUAUUAGACACCAAUCAAAGUCGAAAGAUUAGCUUCACGUACACAGGACUGCGAAAUCUGCUCAACUCGGCUGUCCAGCUUUCGUUUAUGAUGCCCUCGGGUGCAGGAGGUUGGAGUCUCAGUUCUAACAUCGCCGUCUAUCCUAUUGUCGACUCAAGAACUGCUCCGGUCUUCAAAUUAUUGACUAUGGUUGAAACCGCUCAGAGGCAUAUGACGGAUGAGACGAAACUGACAGAAACUUUGUACCCAUCGGUGGUAUCGUCAAUACUGAGGCUGUUUCAAGCCCAGAAGGCAUCCCCUCGAGCAGUUGACGAUGAGAAUAGGUCUCUCGUUCAUUACUUGAUUAAAUGCCCAUUGCCGAGCCAGGCAGAACCCAGUGUAUUUCUUGAACUUCUCCAAUAUCUUCUCGUCAACAAGGCACCAGCAUAUAAUUAUGAUGAUUGGGGCAAUACGCCUAUCGCUACCAUGUUUACGUCUUACUAUUAUUCUGCUGUCACCGAUCCGAUGUACUCUGCUGUUACGGAACUGAUUCUUCGACAUAAUACUGAGGAUGAUGUAGUCUGCAUAUCAGGACCCCCGACUUCACCAGCAGCGGCGACAAUUCUUGAUCGGUCAGGGCGGAAGUAUCGUGCAGAACCCUUCGUAUUAUUGCACCAUUUUCUGUCAAGUUCGACUAAGUUGGCUGAAGCCUAUGGAUGUGGUCCAUUGAGCAUAGCAAUUUUAUCCAACAGCAUGGAACAAGUUGAGUAUUUGGUGAAGAAGCAUCCCGCCACUCUCGCUGAGCGAAAUCUUUUCGGAUACACUCCACUCCAUCUCGCUGCGGACAAACCGCAAUUCUUACGGCUUCUGGCGAAAGCCGCAGAUGCUUUUGUUCUCAACCAAGCGGACAACAAUUCCGGAAUCUCUCCGGUAGAAGCCGCCCUCAUGCUCGGCAGCUUGAAGUGUCAAGAGCAAGAGAAUAGUCCCCGCAUGUGCCGGAGAUGUAGAUGCGCUGAGUGUGCCGUCAUUCUUCUGAAAGCCGAUUGCUCUGUUCCGGUGUCACCAAAAUUGAGUUACGUACUAAGUUGUGCCUCCAAAAGAUGUUGCCUGAAAUAUAUACGACACAUGAAGGCACGGAGAGACAGACUAAAGCGACUAGCUAUUGACAACCUUUCUACAGCGGAAUUAGAGCAGCUAGACCUAUCUGCUGAGCAUGUCCUUGAUUCUCUUGCGCCACGAGCCAUCCAACUCCUGCAGAAUCGGGGUGUCUCUAUCCCUGAGGCCCUCGAGAUCGGUCCUUUGCCAGUAUACCGAAAUUUGAAAAAUUUCCAAUAUGCUGAACUCUUCUUCCGGAUUGGCUUUCAUGACACAGACGCAUGGAUUGACGUUGAAAAGGCAUCACUGGAGAGUAUUCCUCCGCAACUGGAUAGUUUUUCUACACAAGGCCCUUCCUAUCUCCUCUGGCUGGGUGCACAUGGGGCUACGUCUUGCCAAUUCAAGUCCUUCGACUCACCUAAAAACAUCUUCACCGCCCUUUUUCUAUUCUUUGGAAUUGGCCCGAAAAUCAAAAAAGUCUUCUCUUCGUCUUGGAACUUACCCUUGGGCGCACUACCAUUAUCGCUAGAGGCUCGCAAAGACUGGUUUCGCACUGUGAAUUCCGCGGUACUCUCAGCCGACAUCCACGACGAAUGUCGUUGCCUAUGCUCCCCUGCGGGUUGUACCCCUAUAACAUCUCUUUUAAAAAGCGCUGUUGAACCCGCAUCUUGGAAAUAUAAUUUCGGAAAUUCGGGGGGAGCUAUUGUGGAGGAAAUCACGCAGAGACCAUCCAUUUCAGGAAUGAUUAGUUCUUUUAUUCAUUAUCUAGAAGAUUUUUGGGUCCACUUCGAGGUCAGGCAUUACACCGAAGCUCUCAGGUAUCUGACCUUUGAGAUCCUGGGGAUCCCGCAUUGCUGCUGUCAGGCUACGGCUCCGGUGUGCGAUUCGCCAGACGAAAUAGAAGAUAAACACGGGUAUGAACUGGCGCUGUUGGAAGAGCUCAUGCACGAGUUUGGUGGAAAGCUCACCAACGUCCUUCAACAUCCGAGCCUAAGCAUUGAUCAUAUAAUCAAGUUCUGGACACAUACCUUUGUCGAUCGAAUGGUUGAGGUUCUGGAUAAGCUUGAAGGAGACAAUUUAACAGUCGACGAGAAACGGGAAGCUGAAGAGAUCGGGGUAGUCUGGAAGGCAUUGGGACCUGAACCCCCGGAGCCCCCCACUCCUGAAAUUCUGGACAACCCAUACGAUAAGAGCACCAUAGAUCACUGGAUGUAUGAGGUGUAUAAGAUUGAGGCAGCAUGUUGA